GAAACGUACAACACAAGACAGUCAGAAUCAACAAAUGUUUUGUUUGGGUUCUAGGCCUGUGUAUUCUCAAAUUAACUGCCCAAGAUAAGUUUUAUCUAAUUUAAACGAAAAGCCAUGUCAACUGUGAUUUUGAGAACGGAUCCUUGAUCAACAAGGUGGCUACAUUAGAGCAAAGUACAGCUUUGUUAGCUGGUAACAAAGUUACUUAUUAGCAGAGGCAUUAUAAAGUGCUCUUUUUGCCUGUUCCCAUUCGACAAUAAGUCCCCCCAGAUGUCAACUCUGUAAUAUCGAGGCAAGAAGAAAUGACUGAAAAAGGUGCGGCAAAUAUCUUCAUUUUGGACGGAGGUCUAUCGACAGAAUUGGAGGCAGCUGGGUUUAAAAUACAGGGCGAUCCACUGUGGAGUGCUAGACUCUUACACACAAACCCCAAGGCUGUCAAGGAUGCACAUCAUAGAUUUCUCAGCAGUGGCUCCGAUGUCAUCACAACAGUUACAUACCAAGCCAGCAUAGAGGGAUUUGUACAACAUCUGCACCAGACACCUGACCAGGCUGAAAUACUGCUGAGGUCAGGGGUUCAGCUGGCCAAAGAAGCAGUCAGCGACUUCACAUCUGAUAACUUUCCAUCAGACCGUAAGCAGCCUCUAGUGGCAGGCUCUGUGGGUUCCUAUGGAGCUUUUCUUCAUGAUGGGUCAGAGUACACUGGAUCAUAUGAAGCUGGAAUGAGUGUUGAGGAGCUAAAAGCCUGGCAUCGGCCUCAAGUCCGUGCCUUGGUUGCUGCUGGUGCUGAUCUUAUCGCCAUGGAAACUAUACCAAGUUUCAAAGAGGCAGAGGCUUUGGUGGAACUGCUGAGAGAGUUUCCAGAUACGAAAGCCUGGCUGUCCUUCUCUUGUAAGGAUAUGCAAACUAUUUCAAAUGGGAAGAAAUUCAGUGAAGCUGUGGAAAUGGCCUGUCGAUCAAAGCAGCUGGUUGCUGUCGGACUGAACUGCUGUCCUCCUGCACUGGUCAAGCCUCUUCUAGAGUCCAUCAGGUCACUCAGGAGUCCUGACGUGAGCUGGAUUGCGUAUCCCAACAGCAGCGAGGGCUGGGAUCAUGAUACGGGGUGGAUAAAAUCAGAGGAGACACCACCCUUCAUUUGGCAGGCACCGGAGUGGGCAGCUCUGGGUGCUUAUUGGAUAGGAGGAUGCUGUUGUGUUCGUCCUGCUGAUAUUGCAGAGCUGAGAGGACAACUCCUCAGUACACUGCAAUAACAAGCUGUUCACGUGCUGCUGAUACAAUAGCAUGGGUGCUGCUAUCAGAGAUUCAAAAGAGAAAAAUAAUAAUUGUAUGUGUACAAUCAUGGAAUCUUUGCCAUUUGCAAUAAAAGUCACCACUGAUGUAUA
This is a messenger RNA of Sardina pilchardus (European sardine), 1379 nucleotides long. RefSeq lists its product as uncharacterized. The transcript has 8 exons. Gene Ontology annotation, molecular function: S-adenosylmethionine-homocysteine S-methyltransferase activity; zinc ion binding. Gene Ontology annotation, biological process: S-methylmethionine cycle. NCBI's taxonomy places the organism in Eukaryota, Metazoa, Chordata, Actinopteri, Clupeiformes, Clupeidae. The record is from RefSeq and is a predicted model, not a curated record. The coding region runs from base 303 to 1247 and encodes 314 amino acids.